GCAGUCUUAACAGUCAGCCUUCUCUUCUCUACCAAUCGUCCCAAAGUAAAUACCGCAGUGAUCUCAGAAAUCUUCGAAGUAUACGCUGCACUGAACCCAAUCGGCGGAACUCCUCCCCGGCGAUAUAAAUUCGAGUAAUGGCUUGCCUUCGUAAACUGGAAGGAGUAAACUUGCCUUUUCGCCUGCCUUCUCUCUCGAGAUUAUUUGCUCGAGAAACUUGGUGACGUCUAUCGAGCAUCUUCUCGAGAUGUCGAAGCGCGCCGCCGGCCGCGUUCCCAAAUUGUUCCUCAUGAUGUUAUUGAAAUAGAUGACGACGAUGAUCAAGAUGAAGUUUUAGUAAUUGGAGAAUUUCUUUCUAGCAGAAUAAAAAGGCAAACUGUGAAGACUAUGAAUGUUAGUAAAAAUGUAAUCAAGAAGCCAAUACUAAUUAUUGACGAUGACACUGAUGUCAAAUGCCAAGCUUUCAAGCAAUUUGAUACUGUUCGGGAUAGUUCAGAUCAUCACUUCAACAAACCCGAGAUCCUUAAAAUGACUCCUGCAAUAAAGGAGCAGCCAGGAAAGAAUUGGGUUAAGAGGAUUCAACAUGAAUGGAAGGUUCUGGAAAAAGAUUUACCUGAGACGAUAUAUGUUAGAAUUUUUGAAGAUCGGAUGGACAUUCUUCGUGCUGUCAUCAUUGGACCCGCUGGGACACCUUAUCAUGAUGGUCUCUUCUUUUUUGACAUUUACUUUCCCCCAACCUUUCCCUUGGUACCCCCGAUGGUUCACUAUCAUUCCGGAGGGCUUCGUUUGAAUCCCAACUUAUAUCAAUGUGGAAAAGUUUGCCUAAGCCUUCUUAAUACCUGGCCUGGCCAAGGCUGUGAGACCUGGAAUUCAUCCAACUCGACCAUUCUCCAGGUUUUAGUCUCCAUCCAAGCCUUAGUUUUGAAUGCCAAGCCCUAUUUCAAUGAGCCCGGCUUUGAGCUGUCAGUUAAUACACCUUAUGGAAGGAAGGAAUCACUAGCUUACAAUGAGACGGCAUUCAUUUUGUCCUGCAAGACGAUGUUGUAUUCUCUACGGAAGGCCCCAAAGCAUUUUGAGGAGUUUGUUGCGGGACAUUUCCGCAGCAAAGGCAGCGAAAUCCUUGAAGCAUGCAUAGCAUACAUGAAAGGCGCUCAGGUCGGGUGUGUCUUCGUAAAUGGGGUUCGAGAUGUCGACAGUAGCGACAAGAGCAGCUCGUCGGCAUUCAAGGAGAAUCUGAGCACAAUUUAUGACCAACUGGUGAUGGAGUUCACUGGCAAGGGAACUCUUAGUGAUAAACUCUCAUGAAAUUGGCUGCAAAAGCAGCAGAUAUUGGGAAUCACUGAAGCCACAAUACAAGUUUGGAGAUAUAAUAUAGAAGCAGGUGAAGGAAUUACUUUGUUUUUGUUGGCCUGUUUAUAGAUUGUUUUCAAACUAAGCAGUUACUUGGCAUAAGUUAAUUAGUUGGUGUCAAUAUCUCUAGAAAUGUAGGGUCUGGUGAUGAUUAAAAUGUGCAGGGGUUGUUCAUGGUUUUAAAUGAUGGUAGUUUUGUUGCUCCUCUUUUUUUUGGAACUUGGCUUCAUUUCAUUUACCUACUUUCUUCAACUGUGGAAGUAGGGUUGCAAGGUCAAUAUUUAUAUUUG
Molecule: messenger RNA, 1640 nt
Organism: Phalaenopsis equestris
Lineage: Eukaryota; Viridiplantae; Streptophyta; Magnoliopsida; Asparagales; Orchidaceae
Product: putative ubiquitin-conjugating enzyme E2 38
Molecular function (GO): ubiquitin conjugating enzyme activity
Source: RefSeq, a predicted model, not a curated record